Messenger RNA from Wickerhamiella sorbophila, 2199 nucleotides. RefSeq names its product Minichromosome loss protein 1. The coding region runs from base 1 to 2199 and encodes 732 amino acids. Gene Ontology annotation, biological process: DNA-templated DNA replication; DNA repair; mitotic cell cycle. The transcript has a single exon. Gene Ontology annotation, molecular function: chromatin binding; protein binding. NCBI's taxonomy places the organism in Eukaryota, Fungi, Ascomycota, Dipodascomycetes, Dipodascales, Trichomonascaceae. Gene Ontology annotation, cellular component: nuclear replication fork. The record is from RefSeq and is a predicted model, not a curated record.
AUGGAACUGCAUCCAAAGUACCCGCACCCGGCGGGCAAAACGUGCGUGGCGUAUUCCAGGUGUGGAAAAUACCUCUUCACCACGGGCUCCAACAAUCUGAUUCGUCGGUUCCUGGCCGGCGUGAAUGACGAACCGGACACCAUUGAUUUCAGCUCGUGUCCGUUGAGUUUGGCCACUUCCGAAGACCAUUUUGCCGUGGCAGGCGACGACGGUGUGGCCUACCUCUAUGAUUUACAAGGCAAGUCGCCCAAAUCCAUUUUGGCUCGCUCAGCGCUGCCAAUUCGGUACCUAGAGUUCUCGCCCUCGGGAGAUGAGAUCGCAGUGGUUGGCGAUGACACGGUGAUCAUUGUCAAUAUUGACAGUAGCUCGCCCAAGAGGUUGCCUUUCCAGGGCCAUGCGUUAACGGUCAAGUUCCAUCCUAAAGAACCCUUGGUUACUUGUUCUUUACAGGACGGAUCGAUCGUCAUUCUAGACAUUGCUGAGGAACCCAAGGUGGUUUCGACUUUAGAAGGUGUUACUCCUUCAAUUCCUGACCAAAGUGAUAAUCGUUGCAGCUUUGCUGUGUUUUCGCCCCAAGGCACCUCUGUCGCAGUCCCUACAAAGGUCUUUGAUGUCGCGCUGUAUGAUUCACAGGCCUGGGUUCAAGAUUAUAGGCUGACGGGUGCUCACACGAAUUUUUUGACAGAUGUUCAAUGGUCUCCUAAUGGUCGUUAUUUGGCCACCACUGCUCGCGAUGGCCAAGUUAUUAUUUGGGACGCGGUCAGUCGGGAAGCUGUGCGCAAAGAGACGGUUUCUGAGGUGAUCCAAAUAAGAUGGCAUCCCAAUGAAAAUGAGAUCUCGUUCACAACUGAAAGCGGCAGACUGUACAGCUGUCCGGCGGUCCCUGAUGGUCUCCCGACCCCGCUUGGUCCUCCGAUUCAUAGCGCCAAGAAACAGCGGGCUUUGGAGAGAGAAAUGGAGGACCUGCAAGCCGAGCCUCAAAGUGAUGGCCUUGAAGAAGACGAUGAGGAGAAUGGUGAUGCUAAUGGGUACGAUGAUUUAUUCGUUGAGCAGCCUCGCAAACGUUCUAAAGUCGCUCAAACUGUCCAAAAAUUCAACCCCGGAACCCCCUGGUUAAACAACAAAAGAUACCUCUGCAUGAACGACACGGGCUACGUGUGGACCGUUCAUCAAGACUCUGAUCACAAUACCAUCACCAUCAGUUUCCAUGACGAAAGUGUGCAGCGAGAUGUGCACUUUAGUGAUCCGGACCGGUUCGAUAUGGCCAGUUUGACGAAGACCGGCUGCCUGUUUGCCAACAGCGAAACCGGGUUUGUGGCAAUGCGAUUCCAUGCAUUUUCAAACGAUAAUUGGGAAUUCCAAAUUGAUGAGGGCGAUAAAAUUGCCGCCAUUACUCUGACCGACGUCGUGGCUGUAGUUGCUACCCAGCGAGGCAUUGUUACAACUUUUUCGGUUUAUGGCAUGGUUCUGGACGUCACGCGUCAAAGAAACGUUUUUGCACUCGCCGGCCAUGGCCGCACCGUCCUAGUGUUGCGGCAUUUUGACCAAGACAGGUUGGUGUACAGUGUGGAGCAUUUUGGUGACGAGACGCACGGACCAGACUAUCUUAUCAGCGAUGCUCAUCUCGAUGUUGCACCUUCUGAGCUGCGCACUAUUUUCUUUGGUGAGUUUGGGGACCCCUGUGUCUACGAUCAUGCCGGCUGCCUAAUGACAUUGACGAACUGGAGGUCUUCUCAGACCCAGGCUCGUUGGACGCCGAUCUUCGACGGGCCUUCUUAUUCCUCAAAGAACGGGCGUCAGGAAAGCUAUUGGCCGUUGGGCAUUGUCGACAGCGAGCUACUGUGCAUCCCGCUCAAGGGCCAGCAGCGGUUCCCUCCUGUUCCAUUACCUGUCACGGCGUCCCUGCCGCUUAUGAUUCCCGGCAUUAGCGAAAUUGAGAGCGAAUAUCUGUGCCAACGAGUCAUGGCUACCCAAAAUACCGCUCAAGACGAGGAGGAGCUGGCUUCCGUGGAGACUGCUCUGGACAAGCUGCUUCUGAGACAGUUCCAACUCGCUGCGUCGGAAAACCGCAUCAACAAGUGCCUGUGCAUUGUCCGGCGACUGAACCAGCCCCGUAGCGGCGAAGCAGCCGUCCAAAUCGCAUUGCACAUGGACCUGACGAAUCUUGCAGAAAAGAUCCAGGGCGUGCUGGAGCAGUAA